Populus nigra (black poplar) is the source of this 1199-nucleotide messenger RNA. RefSeq lists its product as uncharacterized. NCBI's taxonomy places the organism in Eukaryota, Viridiplantae, Streptophyta, Magnoliopsida, Malpighiales, Salicaceae. The transcript is spliced from 2 exons. Bases 136 to 516 code for a protein of 126 amino acids. The record is from RefSeq and is a predicted model, not a curated record.
UCCAACCACCUAUAGACAGUAACCCUUCCUUAAAUUGCCAGCUUCCAUACAUAUACAAAUAUUACCCCUUCAAGAAACCUAAAACCAUAUCCACCUCUUUAAGCCAAGAAAUUGUGCUUUGUUGAUAAGUAAAUAAUGGGUUCUGUUUCUUCAUCAACUGUGAUGGCAGAAAAGAUUUCUUGGUAUUGUGCUUUGUUGAUGGCGCUAAUGCUGGUUUUGAGCUGCUGUGAAGUGAGUGAAAGUGAAUUGGCUGCUGUUGGGCAUCCGAGGGUUUUUGAGGACAAGCCAUGCGAUGAGAUAUAUGUGGUCCGAGAAGGUGAGACUUUGCAUACUAUCAGUGAAAAAUGUCGGGAUCCUUAUAUCGUUGAAGAAAAUCCACACAUUCAUGACCCAGAUGAUGUUUUCCCUGGCCUGGUCAUCAAGAUUACCCCUUUCAAAGAUAGGAAGAGGAAUCAAGCUAGCAGAAAUUGUUCCGAGAAGAAAUGGCGGGUCCGUCAAUCAACAACAAGAACAUAAAUAGAAUCACUGCUUAACAGAAAUCAAUCGUAUGGUUUGUCCUGAACUAAGACUAGCUGUGAAACAAGUAAAAAAACAAGUCUAUCUAGAACAGCCAGGAUUCUCAUUGCCUGUUAUCCAAUAUAAACAUGUAAUACCUGCAUUGGAGGCGGCUACAGAUUUAAAUACACUGCUACAAAUCGCUGCCUUCCAUGAAUCUCAAAUCUCACCAGUUCCAAGAGGCUGCCUUGAUGCAUCACCAGAGGCCCAUGCAUGAUAGUCCUUCACAAGCUGCCAGUUUGUUCAAGCAUUAAUGUCACGAAUAAAAGUAACCAUUCCCGACCAACAAAUACAAGUCUACGGAUGGUGUGAUGGGGAUGAAUCAAUCCUAUAUGAUGGUGGCAAGAUGUACAGGCAGAGGAAUCAAAUUAGUAAAUCUAGGUUGUGGAAGCAUUUUUACAUUGUUUUAAAAUUCGAAUCAUCAAAUUGGACUUCAUUUACUACUUGAUGAACAAGAUUAUUAUCAUAUAACAGGGAAUUUUGUGGAAUUCUGAAAAAUGCUCCCGUGCUGUGCUGUUAGUAUACGUUGCUGGGACUUUUUUCUUUCAUCGAAUUCCCCAAUUUUAUUGAUGGAUGUCUAUUUUGAUUGCCAUGUAGAAUAAAAUGAAAUCAAUUUCCAUGGUGCUGAGGCAAGUGGAAUUUAA